This is a messenger RNA of Lepisosteus oculatus (spotted gar), 2346 nucleotides long. The record is from RefSeq and is a predicted model, not a curated record. Lineage: Eukaryota; Metazoa; Chordata; Actinopteri; Semionotiformes; Lepisosteidae.
UGUCAAACACGGGGUUUGUACAUAGGGGCGAGAGGAUAUGUGCAAACCCGAGAGGCGCUGGUACUAUUUUAACUUUGAACAGUUACAACUGCGUGUGUAGAGUGUUAAUCGUCAUUAUUCGUCUCCGUAGAGCUGUGUUUGUUUUUUGGCUUCACAAAUUCCAAAGGAAACUUGUAGUGCGCGUCCGACGUCCCUGCCAUUUCUGAAAACCUCUCCUGGUUGAUUUGCGUACAGCGGCUGGCAGGGUUUCAGAACAGAGGCUUUGCUGAAGGACCCACGACAGCAAAUCAGAAGCCCACCUUGCUGUGUGCUGCCUUGCAGAGGGACUGGAGCUGGUCAUCGCGAACAAAGGCGAAACUCCGCGAAGAUCCGGGGUGAAACGACUGGCUCCCGGGUCCGGGCCCACUGUGCCCGUCAUGCUGCUCUCGCCAUGGACCUCAUCACGUUCCGCAGCGACACCGUGCUGUCCGACGUCCACCUGCUGCUCCCCCGCGGGCAGCGCCUGAUGGCGCGCCUCAACGCCGCGGGGCAGCCAGUUUUCGUUUCAAGGUUUAAGAUUCUGCAGGACGGCUCGGGCUCUGCCUGCAUCCCAGGAAAUGAAGUGGCUGUGUCUGCAGCACCUGGAGAGAGAGGCGGCUCGCCUGGGGAGGAAGAGGAGGGAGAGAGGGGGCGGCGCCAGGUUAUGGAGUCCCUCCUGGAUGAAGACGGGGAUCUGGACGUGCUGCGGAGACCUACGGCUUCCCUCAGGGCAGAGGGAGCUGUGGCAGAGAGGGACAAAGUCUGUCCCAUCAUUCUGAGUAAAGGGGAGGGGGAGUACAGUGAUGAGGAGGAGUCGGCUGCUGACAGGGAUGUCAUUAAGAUUGAGCAUACAAUGGCUACACCCCUGGAAGAUGUGGGUAAGCAGGUGUGGAGAGGUGCUGUCUUUAUGGCCGAUUACAUUCUGUCGCGCCAGCAGCUGUUCAGGGGGCGCACUGCCCUGGAACUGGGGGCCGGGACUGGAAUAACCAGCGUUGUCCUGGCAACGGUUGCCAGCAGCGUUUACUGUACAGAUGUUGGUCAAGAUCUGCUGAGCAUGUGUGAGAGGAAUGUGGAGUUGAAUAAGCACAUACUGCAGCCUGCAGGAGGUGAAAUCAAAGUUCGGGAGCUGGACUGGCUCAGAGACGACUUCCACACAGGCGCGGGUCGGCAGUUCAGCUGGACAGAGGAGGACAUCGCGGAUCUCCACGACAACACCACAGUCCUGAUCGCUGCGGACGUGUGUUAUGAUGACGAGCUGACAGAUGGCUUGUUCAGAACACUAUACAGAAUCAUGGGCAAUCUACAUAACCCGAGCACUGCCUAUUUCUCAAUUGAGAAAAGGCUGAAUUUCACACUCAGGCACAUGGACGUGUCCUGUGAGGCGUACGAUCACUUUCGCUCCUGCCUGGAGGCCCUGGGGAAACUGGCUGACGGCCGGACGGUGUUCUCUGUGGAGCAGGUCCCCCCCUCCUUCCCUCAGUUCUUCAGCUACGAGCGAAUCGGUCAGCUGGAGCUCUGGAAAAUCACAGCUUCACCCCUUGAGUGCAGUAAGGAAUCCACUUCUGAGAAAUAGCUCAGCAGCAGCCUGCCAGAACUGCACUGCACUAUACUGGCUGAUAGUUACUGUGACACACUACGUAUCACUACGAUGGCAGUGUGAAACCAUAGACUGUGAUGUUAAAUAUUGAGUUUGAACUGACUGCAGUUACUAUGUUUUGCUGUUUUUUUUUUUAGUCUUUCUAUCUAAUUUGUUUCUAAUUUAAAGAGCUUUUGUUUCUGAAAAUGAUAUGGUUUCCUUGGUUUAACUGCUGUGUUUAAGAAACACAUUUCAAACUCUUACAGAUGUAUUGAAAACCCUUUAAGAAAUGUGUACAGUUUUUUUAAAUUAUAAAGAAUUAAAGCAGGAGUUCUUUAAUUAAAGAGUCAUGCAGUUUUAAAACAUCAGUUCUCAUGACAGUGACAGUUCUUUUUCUAGAAUUUAAUUUGGUAGUUAGAUGGCCUGCUUUAUUUGUGGCACUAAAGGGAUUUUUAGCUUCAUUUAAAAAAGGUCCUUAAUUACCUAAUUAAAUAAUUAUGCAAAUUUGUAUUUUUUAUGAACAAGUGUACUGUAUGGGUUUAUUUAAAGCAAUCUGACUUUGUUAAUGGGGGUUUUUAAUUGACUUCACAGACUUUGAAACAAAAUGCAUUUUGAAUAAUUGAAUUUAACAGCUGCCUGGUUAAUAUUAUCAAUAUUGAAAUGCAUAUAUAAAGCCAUUAGGUUUGCAAUAAUGUUAACUGUACAGUGUGAAUCCAGAAUACAAAUGUUUUCAGAAUUUUAUUUUUAAAAUA